Messenger RNA from Malurus melanocephalus (red-backed fairy wren), 1676 nucleotides. It is a transcript of the gene SMNDC1, whose product is annotated as survival motor neuron domain containing 1. The transcript has 7 exons. Gene Ontology annotation, biological process: mRNA processing; regulation of alternative mRNA splicing, via spliceosome. Gene Ontology annotation, molecular function: RNA binding. Lineage: Eukaryota; Metazoa; Chordata; Aves; Passeriformes; Maluridae. The record is from RefSeq and is a predicted model, not a curated record. Gene Ontology annotation, cellular component: cytoplasm; precatalytic spliceosome; nucleus. The coding region runs from base 133 to 849 and encodes 238 amino acids.
GCCCCGCCCCCUCUCGCCCCCCCCACCCCUCCGGCUGCGGCGGCGGAAGGAGCGGAGCGAAGAGGCCGCGGCCUGACGGGACCCGGAGCGGCGCCCCCGGCCCGGGCACGGCCCGCACCCCGCAUCGCCGAGAUGUCAGAAGACCUUGCUAAGCAGUUGGCCAGCUACAAAGCUCAGCUCCAGCAAGUCGAGGCUGCCUUAUCUGGGAAUGCAGACAAUGAGGAUUUACUGAAACUGAAGAAAGACUURCAGGAAGUCAUAGAGUUAACCAAAGAUCUCCUUUCAACACAACCUUCGGAAACUCUUGCAAGUUCUGACAGUUCUGCGUCCGCCCUGCCCAGUCACUCAUGGAAGGUUGGGGAUAGGUGUAUGGCCAUAUGGAGUGAGGAUGGACAGUGUUACGAGGCUGAGAUUGAAGAAAUAGAUGAGGAGAAUGGAACAGCUGCGGUUACAUUUGCUGGAUAUGGCAAUGCUGAAGUCACACCUCUGUUCAACCUCAAGCCUGUGGAAGAGGGAAGAAAAGCAAAAGAGGACAGUGGCAACAAACCCAUGUCCAAAAAAGAGAUGAUAGCCCAGCAACGRGAGUAUAAAAAGAAGAAAGCUUUGAAAAAAGCUCAGAGAAUUAAAGAACUUGAACAGGAACGAGAGGACCAGAAAGUCAAAUGGCAACAAUUUAACAACAGAGCCUAUUCUAAAAACAAAAAAGGCCAGGUGAAGAGGAGUAUUUUUGCUUCCCCUGAGAGUGUAACUGGCAAGGUUGGCGUUGGAACAUGUGGAAUUGCAGACAAACCUAUGACACAGUAUCAAGAUACCUCUAAAUAUAACGUCAGGCAUUUGAUGCCUCAGUAACAGGGAUCAGAGCUGGAGUGUAACUGGUUGUGCUGUGGAAAGGAGCUGUCCUCUCCUGCCUUGUAGAUCUUGUGUGUUGGAACAGUCACAGCCCUGUUGGUACAGUCACAGCAGAGACAGCCUGUGCCUGGGCCCCCAUCCAGACAAGGAGAACCAAGGCACAGCAGAUACAAAUGCGUAGAUCCCACUUAGUUUGAGUAAAGGUUGGGAGUUUCUGUCUUACAUAACUGACUGGCCCUAGUGUCCAUUGUACCUUCAGCUGUAUUACAGUGCUGCUGAGCCCUUUCAAUUUUAUUCAGGAAUCCCGGUGUAAAAGCUCUUGCUUUUUUGUACUCUCUCUGUGAUUUGCUUUCCUCUGUUACUUGUCUUGCACUUACGGUAGUGAUGCCACCUCUGAACCCGUAAUGUGUGUAAAGAAGUUAAUGGGUAGCCCUGUAUACAAUGUAGAUAUUAUUUUUGUAAAAUCUAGGGCUGAGUUAAUGGACAAGAGUACAUCAGCUAUUUCCCCCAUUAAAUAAAAUGUGUGUCUUGUCCAUUAACCCUGACCAUUAUUUCCCUGUAUAUUAUGUUAAUGUAGCUCAUUUUGUAAUUUGUUAACUAGAUCAGGUCACGUCAGCAAUUGUUGAUGCACUGAUUGGUGGAAAUGUCCAUCAGUUACCUGAGUCACAACUCAAGCUAAACUCUACAAGCGGUAGUUUAGAAUCCAUACACARAAAAAGGUUCUCCCUAUAAUGGGAGAAAGUGAUUUUUAUGAAUACAAAGUGUGUUAAUUUCAGUUUUGUAUGUUUAACUUUUAUUAAAUAAAGUGUUUAAAAUCUGCUGGAUAU